CCUAAACUGGGGGCACUGGGGAGCCCCAGCUGCUGUGCGUGCUUCGGUGGAGGUUUGGUUCCAGUGGUGUCCGUGGUGCUCCCGGCGCCGUCCCGCUGCAGGGGAGCCAGCAGGACACGGAGACGUGCCCCACCCGUGGCCCCUCUGAGGUGGCUGCUCCUCCUGGGCUGCGGGAUGCUGGCAGAGGGGCUGUCCCCAAAGCCACCAGCAGCCAAUGUCCCCGUGCCGUGUGUGACCAGCCACCUCCCGGACACAGCCGGCUUGUCCUGGGUGGCUUUGGGUGGCCCUGGGGUGGCACAUGGGUGCAGGAAUCCUUUCCCUAUGCCUGCUCUGCUGCUCCGGGUGAGGUGGGAGGUGGCGGCCGGCCUGGCCAGAGGCUGCCUGGCCACGGUGGGUGCCGGAGGCUCCAAGCCCCGGGGAGAUUCCUGUCCUGCCCCCACAGCCACGUUGUCCUCGUUAGGCCAAGGUGCCUUUGUGAGCCCUCCCUGGGCUCCAGCGUGCCACAGCCCCGGGGAAGCACAGCUCAAAUCUGGUGUGCGGGUCCCAGCGGCACGGGAGAGAGGAGAGGAUGUCCCUGGAACGGGGUCAGGCAGGAAUGGAGGUGCAGCAGCUGGAAAUGGAAUGGGGCACUGGGAGGCAGUGGCUCAACGUGGGGCACAGCCAAGGCACCACUGGCCCCUUGUUCCAGUGACACCAGGAUGGUGCUGGCAUGUGGAGAACCCGGAGAGGGGAUGGCUCUGGCAGGGCCCGGGGUGUGACUUUGCUGGCUCAGUGUGUUGUUUAGGGCAAACAGGGCAGGUUUGGAAGCUGGUUGGGUGUGGAGGGAGGGACGUCCCUCCUGAGGGAUGCCCUGGCCUCCAGCCUGCUGGGCUUGGGUGGGAGUCCGUGUUAUCUGCUCAUAACUGAGGGUUUGGGAAUAGGAAAUGGGAAAAUCAAAGCUCUGCCAAAAGCAGGGAUGGAGCAGCGUGGGCCUGUGCCCAUCCCACUACUACAUUUCACAUUUCUUCUCUCUUUAAAGAGGAAGCUGGGUGUUGCAGAGCCGCUGACCUGCACAGAUUUUCCCUUCAUCUUCCCAAUUCUUUGCCCCAGAACAGCCCACGAUGUGAUUCCCAGCCACUGGUGCUCAACCGUGCGCCAGGCGCAGCCCAAGCCCUUUCGUGUAACCUCCCUCAAUAACCGGGUUGUUUUUCUGUCAGUCUCUGAUGUGGCCAGAGGGAAUUUUUCCCUCUUUUCCUCUUAAUUUCCAAGCAGCCGCUGCUCCAGCAGCCUCCUCUGCGGGAGCCUGGGGCAACUCUCCCGGGCGGCCUCUGCUCCUCUCAAUGAGCUCCUAAUGAGUUUGCAAUUAGUUAUCGGCAGAGCCGAUGUGCCCGGGGCUGGGCGAGGCGGGGCGGGAUGUGGAGCAAGGCAAAGCAUCCGCCAGCAGGGAACAGCGCUGGGACAGGAUUGUCGGGGCCAGCCUCGGCUCCUGGCGGGGUGCUGGGCUGGGAUACGGGCUAAUGUCCUUCCGAGAUCUGCUCCACGGUGCUGGGGAUGGAGCCGGGAGGUUUGGGAAGAGGAGCGGCAGCUGCCGACGGGAGACGAGUGGCUGCCUAUAAAUACCUGCCAGGGAGCAAGGAAGAGGUGGGUGGAUUAUCCUCCUCACUCAAUGAGAUAAACGGUUCUGAAGCUUAAACACAGAACAAUUUUAGUCUGAAUAGUAGGAGAAAUGGCUCAGGAUGCGGAGAUGACGGCAGGAACCGCCCGUGGUGAGCGGCAGGUCCCGGGGCCACGCGGCAGCAGCUCCGCUGCCUCUCACUGCCAGCAUCUGGAGCCGUGGGGGGCUUUGCCAGGACUCGGCCGGGAUGCGCAUCCUUCCUCCCUGCUUGGGAAAGCUCCUUCGGGGACACCUGGAACUGAGCUGGAGGGGCGCAACCAUGAGCGCGGGCUCGAUUGAGCAGGAGCCGUCGCGCAAGCUGGGCUGCUGCGGGGUGCCCCUCAUCACCGAGGACAUGCAGUCCCUGGCCAUCCGCACGCUCUCGGGCACCGACAUCACCAAGCACUACGACCUCAUCCGCGAGCUCGGCAAGGGCACCUACGGCAAGGUGGACCUGGUGUCCCACAAAAGCACAGGCACCAAGAUGGCCCUGAAGUUCGUCAACAAGAGCAAGACGAAGCUGAAGAACUUCCUGCGGGAAUUCAGCAUCACCAACACGCUCUCCUCCAGCCCCUUCAUCAUCAAGGUCUUCGACGUGGUCUUCGAGACUGAGGACUGCUACGUCUUCGCUCAGGAGUACGCCCCCGGCGGGGACCUCUUUGACAUCAUCCCGCCUCAGGUGGGGCUCCCCGAGGAGCUGGUGAAGCGCUGCGUGCAGCAGCUGGGCCUGGCCCUCGACUACAUGCACAGCAAGAGCCUGGUGCACCGGGACAUCAAACCGGAGAACGUGCUGCUCUUCGACCGCGACUGCCGCCGCGUCAAGCUGGCCGACUUCGGCAUGACGCGCAAGGUGGGCUGCCGCGUCAAGCGCAUCAGCGGCACCAUCCCCUACACGGCGCCCGAGGUGUGCCAGGCCGGCCGCGCCGAGGGCUUCGCCGUGGACACCAGCAUCGACGUCUGGGCCUUCGGGGUGCUCAUCUUCUGCGUCCUCACCGGGAACUUCCCCUGGGAGGCGGCGGUGGCGUCCGACGCCUUCUUCGAGGAGUUUGUGCGGUGGCAGAAGGGGCGGCUGGCGGGGCUGCCCUCGCAGUGGCGGCGUUUCACGGACAGCGCCCUGCGCAUGUUCCAGCGCCUGCUGGCCCUCGACCCCGAGAAGCGCUGCCCCGUCAAGGAGGUUUUCUACUUCAUCAAGUGCGACCUCAUGGCCGAGGUGCGGUGCCGGCCCUCCUACCGCUCCCGCAAGCACGCCAGGGACAAGCUCCCGGCCGGGCCGCACUGCCACGAGGCCGGCGGCUCCUGCACGCCCGCCCCGCUCAAGAGGACCGUCCUGACGGAGGGGAGCGGAGCGCGCGGCCCCGAGCCCGGCGCGGCCGCCCCGGGCACGGCCGGCAGGACAGACGGACGGCAGGACAAGGGCAAGGGGCAGAUGGUCCUGGCCACAGCAAUAGAGAUCUGCGUGUGACGGCGGCGCGGGGCGGCUGCGCAACCCGCCUGUCCCCCAGGCCCGGGGCAGGGAUGUGGGGAGCACAUCGUGGUGGUGGCACCAGCCGGGACCGGGCUCUGGGUGUCCCAAAGGAAAAAAAGAAAAAAGGAAAAGAAACACAAUUGAAGAGGAAAAGGACAGAACUGGUUGCGCUCUGUAGCGCCGAGGAUGCCGAUCCCCCCACCCUGCCUGGGCCAGGCCGGUGGCCGCAGCCCGCCCAAGGGCACCGCUCGCUGCCAGGGGGGCUGGGGGCACCCACAGCCCUGCCACGGCUGGGCUGCCCCCUGCAAGGCUCCCCCCAGGGUGGCACAGGGAGGGGUCUCGCAGUACGGGGAGGAAGAGUCGGGGGCAGUGGGCAGUGUGUGGCCCUCUGGCCCUGCCCCCACCCCGUGCUCGACCCCCGUCCGGGGAGCGGGAAGGCCGAUGACCCUGCACUGUGGAGGAGGCUUUUGGGGGGGUUUGGGUGGGUGGUGAUUUGCCCUCUUCCAUUGGUCCCCGCCGCACUGCUGGGGCCUGGGAGGGGAUGGGGCGGUGGGUGACGGGGAGCCGGGGCGUGCCGGCAGCCCCGGAGCCCCAGCAGCCCCGGCAGCCUCCCUGCCGUGGGAGGUGCUGGCAGCCAUUGAUGUAGCAAGUGUCCCUGUCUGUGUGUCGUUGUGUGUCCCAGCCACCGCCACUGGCAGCCCCUGUGCCCCCGCCCUGCCCCACCCGGCUCGGGCCCUGCCGGAGGGAUGGGUCCCCUCUGGCCGGAGCUGCGCUCCGGGCUGUGGCCGGCGGGCGCGGUGCCGGUUCCGGCAGGCCGGGUGCUCGGGCCGGGCUGGCUCUGCCGUGGCCCCUCUGCAGACUCUUUGUAGCCAGGGACUGGAGGAGGUGGCAGCGGUGCACCCCAGGCUGGCCUGCACAGCCCGGGAGCAGGGCAGGGAGCUCCGAGUGGCCUCCCGUGGGCCUGCCUGCUUCUCUGUGCUGUCCCCAUCACCCCUCCUCGCUGUCACCCCUUCCCCAAACCUGUCACCCUCCCCUGGGGCUGGCGGGGAAGUUGCUGCAGCGAUGCGGGGCGUGGUGGCAGCAGCCACCGGUGGCCCCUUAGUGACAAGGUCCUGGGGCGUGUGUGGAGGUCACACCUUCCCUCCUGGCUUCGGGCACCCAGCAGAGCGGGGAGCUCACCCCACCGCCGCGGCGGGGAUGCUGUGGGGGCACCCCGAGGCAGGAGCACCCUGCUGUGGUUCGGGCUUCCCUCCCACGGGGUGGGGGCCGUGGAGCCGCCCCGGUGCCCCACUCCCCACAAAGGGCUAUAACGCUUUCCAGCAGCAGCAGCAGCAGUUUACAGAGCAGGGGCCGCCCCCGCCCCCGCCGCGCCCCCGCCCCGGCACCCUCGGGCCCGGCGUUAGACGUAGCAUUGCCCCACGUAGAGAGCUAGGCACCGGUUUUACUCCUCUUUGCCUUAGGUCCCUCGAUGUCCUCGAUCUUUCGUGCAAUAAUGUAGAUAAGGGAUCCCGGCCGCCCCGGCAGGGCUCGGUGGCACCUCUGUGGGAGCCUCGGUGGCACCGCCCGGGGCGUGUCCCAGGGGUGCCCGGUGUGAUUUCUGUCCCCGUCGAGGUCGCUGUGUCCGUAGGUUGUCAGGUUUUUAUUUCCAGUUCCCUCAACUGUCGGGUUUCGGACCUUCUUCCUGUAGGAGUGUCACAGACGUUACCUCAGUUUGUCACUGUUGAAAAGGAUUUAAAAAAACCACAACUGAAACCAUAAAAAAUGACAAAAUACAUAGUUAUAAAAGCAACAAAAAAUUUCUCAA
Messenger RNA from Prinia subflava (tawny-flanked prinia), 4902 nucleotides. It is a transcript of the gene SBK1, whose product is annotated as SH3 domain binding kinase 1. Gene Ontology annotation, biological process: peptidyl-serine phosphorylation; peptidyl-threonine phosphorylation. Gene Ontology annotation, molecular function: protein serine/threonine kinase activity; ATP binding. The transcript is spliced from 4 exons. Bases 1842 to 3095 code for a protein of 417 amino acids. The record is from RefSeq and is a predicted model, not a curated record. Lineage: Eukaryota; Metazoa; Chordata; Aves; Passeriformes; Cisticolidae.